UGUCUGUCCCUGUGAAAGGCCAGACCGUGGGGGUUGCGUGCCGUGCCUGCUUGGAACCGUACAUGGUGCAAUAUCCCAGGAUCGAGGACUGUGCUGUCCGCCCGGGAAUAGGACUUGAUUGUUGGUCCUAUGGAGCCCAGGCGUCCACGGGGCACCCCUAUGCAGACAGGCGGCAAGGCCAAGGCUCGGGCGAAUGCGAAAGUCCUCGUAUUUCCUUGCUCGCUGGCGAUGGGGCUGCCUGCGAGAGGCAUCGACUGCGCAAACCGUCGCGUCCCCGGCGGCGCGGCCUAG
Messenger RNA from Gaeumannomyces tritici R3-111a-1, 291 nucleotides. RefSeq lists its product as hypothetical. The record is from RefSeq and is a predicted model, not a curated record. The coding region runs from base 130 to 291 and encodes 53 amino acids. The transcript is spliced from 2 exons. Lineage: Eukaryota; Fungi; Ascomycota; Sordariomycetes; Magnaporthales; Magnaporthaceae.